This is a messenger RNA of Drosophila eugracilis, 993 nucleotides long. RefSeq lists its product as uncharacterized. The record is from RefSeq and is a predicted model, not a curated record. The transcript has a single exon. NCBI's taxonomy places the organism in Eukaryota, Metazoa, Arthropoda, Insecta, Diptera, Drosophilidae. Bases 11 to 823 code for a protein of 270 amino acids.
ACCAGCGAACAUGUGGAAAGGAUUCGUAUGCACUCUGCUCUGCCUGGCUUUGGUUCAGGCAGCUGUUAUCCGUCCCGAAGGGGAUUCGGAGAAUCCGGAAACAACAACUAGUGUGGUUAUCCUGGAUCAAGAGGGGGAUGUCACCACCGAGGAGUCCACAACUUUGGCGGGCCCUGCUUUGAGCCGCGAUGAGGAGGCCAGCAUACUGAUAGAUCCCGCCCCAGGCACUUUGCAAGAGGAUAGCCCCGUUGUCCAAGAGAAAUCCGGGAAGCUUCUACUGCUUAGUACAACACCCAAGCGACUGCAUGAAAAUGAGCGGCAAUUGGAGGAGCAGGAUGACGAGGCGGAGGACAACAAGGCUGAUGCUGAGCCAACCACAACUGAGCAGCCAAAGGAAAACGCAAAGCAGAUGGAGGAGGAGGUCACCCCGGAAAGUUCAACCACAGAAAGCAGCACAAUUCCGACCACGACCUCGACCACGACCAAACUGUUUGCCAUCGAUGCCACCCCAGCCGGAGUGGAUUACCCGUCACCGAACAUGGCCAUAUCCCUCUCCCAGGACAAUGAAAAUGCUACGGUUUCGAUUGCAGAGCAGCCGCAGGUGCCCGGCGACAAUAAUGCGGCCGUAGAGUUGGCCCUCGUGGAGCCGGAGGCCGAGUACGUGCUGGUGGAUGGCAGCCACGAUGACCUGGACCUCCAGCUAGCCAGCUUCACGCACAUCGACAGCGAUGUCCACUUGCAGCCGGUGGUGCAUUCCGUGGAAAUCGUCCCCACCAGCUUCGAUGAUCCUUUGAUUGUCAAUUACGUGCACAAUUUGCGAUGACUUGGCCAGGGAGGCGUGCCCGGACGAAUCAAUUAACCCGGUGCCAUUGUCCCAGGGACUCUGUUAAAGUUUCUUCUUAACGUUUUAUGACUUUUGUUACCUUAUGAAUAUACCUCUCAGUCGGCUUCUUACAAGGCCUUUACCGAAAUAAAAUAAACGUAUACAUUAAA